GUCCUCUUGCUUCUCCCUAUCUUCAUUUCACAAGCCAAGGAAGUUCAGCUUUCAAACGUCUCUUACAAGCGUCUCUGCACCGGAGUAAGGAAAGAAGUUCGCCGGAGAUUGGUUGACAAUUCGAGUUUGUGGUCAUCUUUGUAUCAGUCUUUUGCGAGUUUUUCCCUCACAUCAGCAGAUUUUCGCUGCCAAGGUUGGUUUUCAAGCCGUAGAUUUGUUGGUCUGUGAGAGGGACGGAGCAGAUCGCCGGGGAUUUGAAGAAACAGUGAUAAACUUGGGAGUUGGAGGAGUCACAGAGUCCGUGUUGGUUGGAAAAGAGUCGAAAGCACCGCAAAGAAAGGCCAGGAAAUGGAGAAGGCCGUGAAGUACGACUGCGAUCUGAACCUUGAGGCAACUGAGCUGAGGUUGGGGUUACCCGGAAGUAACGUCACAGAGAAGGCGGCGACAGCGGCAUCGAAUACUAAGAAGAGAGCCUUUUCCGUCGCCGUCGCCGGAGACGACACCACACCUGCUGACCAGGAAAACGCCCCUCCUGCCAAGGCACAAGUGGUAGGAUGGCCACCAAUCAGGUCAUACAGGAAGAACAACCUAAACGUUUCAAGCAUCUCAAAGAAGAAGGAGGCCGAGACACCCGGGAUGCUUGUAAAAGUAAGCAUGGAUGGGGCUCCAUACCUGAGGAAGAUAGAUCUCAAGACAUACAGCGACUACCAAGAUCUACUCAAGGCCUUGGAGAAGAUGUUCAGCUGCUUUACCAUGGGUGGAUUUGCAACCAGAGAUGGGUCUGAAUAUGUACCAACUUAUGAAGAUAAAGAUGGAGACUGGAUGUUGGUUGGAGAUGUCCCUUGGGAGAUGUUCAUCUCUUCAUGCAAGAGGCUGAGAAUCAUGAAAGGAGCAGAAGCCAAGGGUCUGAGCUCAGGCGCUUCCCGUGUCUGAGCCAGAAUGAGCAUAUAACAAGAUGAUGCUGUAUGUUGAAGAAACUCUCCGUGGGGUUCUCAAUCCCACGAGCUAGAGCAACUUCCCAGGCAUGAAAAUGGUGUUGAGCCGUACGUGCAUGUUCAUGGAGUCAGCCAAAGCAAGGUUCACUUCCAGUCCUGCGCAGAUGAGGUCCGAGGACAAGAAUCUUUAACACGUUAACGGAAGACUUACAGGAAGCGAGAGGAGAAGCGAGUGCAAGAAAUAGGGGAACAAAAUGCUCAAGGGGAGGAGGCAGCGCGAAGCGGGAUGCGGUUGCGAAGCGUGAGGGAAGUUAAAACAAGAUCGUCAGAAAGUGGAAGUGGAGACCAUGAAAGAUCAAUGGAACGCUCAACGUUUAGGAAUCGCGAAGGAGAAAUCACAGUGCUCAACAGAAGGUGCGAGGAAGACAAGACGGUGUGAGUUUAACCCCAAAGGCAGAGAGGGUUAGCUCUGUCUUUUCUGCUAACCUGUCUUUAACCACGGUUAUUUUAACCUUGGUAACAGGGAGGGGUCAUUAGUUAGUUCAUGAGUUAGCUGGUAACCUUAACGGUUAGGUUUGUUCGAAAUGCUUAGCAACUUUGUGUAAAUGCCUCGAAAGCUAGGCAUCUUUCUGUAAUCUGCUCAAACUUUUUUUAGAAAUGCAGAACGUUUCAAUUUUCAUGCGAUA
This is a messenger RNA of Nymphaea colorata (pocket water lily), 1621 nucleotides long. Its product is annotated as auxin-induced protein 22D-like. Lineage: Eukaryota; Viridiplantae; Streptophyta; Magnoliopsida; Nymphaeales; Nymphaeaceae. The coding region runs from base 349 to 933 and encodes 194 amino acids. Gene Ontology annotation, cellular component: nucleus. The transcript is spliced from 4 exons. Gene Ontology annotation, biological process: regulation of DNA-templated transcription. Gene Ontology annotation, molecular function: protein binding. The record is from RefSeq and is a predicted model, not a curated record.